Penicillium cinerascens is the source of this 255-nucleotide messenger RNA. RefSeq lists its product as uncharacterized. NCBI's taxonomy places the organism in Eukaryota, Fungi, Ascomycota, Eurotiomycetes, Eurotiales, Aspergillaceae. The transcript has a single exon. Bases 1 to 255 code for a protein of 84 amino acids. The record is from RefSeq and is a predicted model, not a curated record.
AUGCAGUCCACUAGCCACCAGGGUCCAUUCCCAGAUCGGUCUCGAGAACAAACAACCCCUCCAAUGCAGACCAUCUCUAAUGAGAUUCAUGAUCCACCGGGUGCCAACCAGGAAGCUGUAUCCGAGCAUCCUUGGUCACCACGAUUCGAUCGCCGACAGAGCUGGAGCCAGCAGGAUCAGAAGCACCAGAUGCAGGAACGACUGAUGGAGGUUGAGCAGGGCCGGGAGUCUGGGUUUAGCGAGAGUGGUCACUGA